This is a messenger RNA of Centruroides sculpturatus (bark scorpion), 6847 nucleotides long. Its product is annotated as voltage-dependent T-type calcium channel subunit alpha-1I-like. Gene Ontology annotation, biological process: neuronal action potential; sodium ion transmembrane transport; calcium ion import. The record is from RefSeq and is a predicted model, not a curated record. Gene Ontology annotation, cellular component: voltage-gated sodium channel complex; voltage-gated calcium channel complex; neuron projection. Gene Ontology annotation, molecular function: voltage-gated sodium channel activity; low voltage-gated calcium channel activity. The transcript has 32 exons. The coding region runs from base 8 to 6424 and encodes 2138 amino acids. Lineage: Eukaryota; Metazoa; Arthropoda; Arachnida; Scorpiones; Buthidae.
UGAAAGGAUGAGUAUGAUGGUUAUUUUAUUGAACUGCGUUACUCUUGGUAUGUACCAACCUUGUGCUGAUGAACUGUGUGAAACCAAUCGAUGCAAAACGUUGCAGGUGUUUGACGAUUUCAUCUUUGCUUUUUUUGCCAUCGAGAUGAUCAUCAAAAUGAUUGCCAUGGGAAUACUUGGCAAAGGAGCUUACUUGGCCGAAACCUGGAACAGGUUGGAUCUUUUUAUUGUUAUAGCAGGGUCUUUGGAAUAUUGUCUAGAUGUUGGGAAUAUAAAUUUAUCUGCCAUCAGGACAAUCAGGGUUUUACGUCCACUUCGCGCUAUAAAUCGUAUACCAAGUAUGAGGAUCUUAGUGAUGUUGCUAUUAGAUACGUUGCCCAUGUUAGGAAAUGUUCUGCUUCUAUGCUUUUUCGUUUUCUUUAUUUUUGGAAUCAUUGGUGUUCAGUUGUGGGCAGGUUUACUCAGACAAAGAUGCUUCCUUGAGCUUCCUGAAAAUUCCACUUAUCCGAGGGAUAUUUCAUCCUAUUAUGUUGACAAAGUGAAAAUUGUUAACCCAACUUCUUCCUAUUAUCGAAGUCAAAAUCUAGAAAGAGAUUAUAUAUGUAGUUUGGAUAAAGAUAACGGAAUGCACAAGUGCAAAAAUCUCCCUAAAGGCCGCCUAAACGGAGAAAUAUGUACAGCAUCAGCAAUAGCACCUAGCAAUACUUCAAUCAAUUCAAAUUCAUCCUGCAUUAAUUGGAAUCAAUAUUAUACGCAAUGUAGGGCAGGGGAUCGAAAUCCGUUUCAGGGUGCCAUAUCAUUUGACAACAUAGGUCUAGCAUGGGUGGCGAUAUUUUUAGUUAUCAGUUUAGAAGGUUGGACAGAUAUCAUGUAUUAUAUACAAGAUGCUCAUUCUUUUUGGGACUGGACUUAUUUUGUCUUACUCAUUGUGAUUGGAUCUUUUUUCAUGAUAAACUUGUGCCUCGUAGUGAUAGCGACUCAAUUUUCUGAGACAAAAAAGCGCGAGAUGGCCAGAAUGAAACUGGAGCGAGCACGUUAUCAGUCCAAUAGUACCAUAACUAGCACAAGUCCAUCGGAAUCCACUAGUUGCUACACAGAAAUAAUUAAAUAUAUAGCACAUCUUUGGCGUAGGACCAGAAAAAAACUACACAGGUGGUAUAGACGUCGAAAAAAGCAAAAACAGCACCAACCUCCUCGUGCAAUUUCUUUACGUCAGACCAAGAAAAGAAAACCUUGGAAACCCGGUCAAAGUUCAAUGAAAAGUGGGAUUAUUCAACCAAAAAAUUCAUCUGACGGAAGUCAAAAUGCAGAGGAAGCUGAUGUUACAGCACCGUGUGCGAGUCCUGAAACGUCAGACGUAGAUAUAUAUUCUUCACCUCGCAGACCGAAACAUAUUAGGUAUCGAGAUAUUCCGGACGAUGCUUAUGGAACCGAAGGACCGAAACGUGUCUCCAGGCACGUGUCUCUUCAACCGACCAAAAUUUCAUCAUCGUCGGGUCAACCUACCUCUCACCUGACAUGUGCAGAACUUCUGGCACUCGGUAGUGCUCAGGGCGCUGUUUUAGCUGCUAACCUGGCUACCAAUAUCACCAUGCAAAGGUUUUAUUCAAGUCUAAGUCGAGGUCAAAAGCAACAUUCGGCUCCCCAACUUCUGUUUUAUUGUCCAGAUACUGAUGGCGAAGAGACCCCUUCAGAAUACGACUGGACGUCGGAUUCUGAAUCAGAUGAAGAUAGUUCCUGUCAAAAACCGAAGGGAAAAUGCUACAAAUGGUGGAAAGCACAACAAACCACUUUAAAAAAAUUUAUUGACCAUGGUUAUUUUCAUCGAGGGAUGCUGACAGCCAUACUUGUCAAUACAUUAAGCAUGGGGAUAGAAUAUCACGACCAAUGUAAAAAGAAUUAUAAUGAUUCAAGUUCGAUUCUCACCUCAAGCAGUUUAACUUCUUUCCUCGAUAUAGUAGAAUUAUGUCAGAGCAGCGGUAGUGGAUUAUCAGUGCUCAGGACCUUUAGGUUACUGCGAAUACUGAAACUAGUUCGCUUUAUGCCAGCACUUCGACGUCAAUUGGUUGUUAUGCUUCGCACUAUCGAUAAUGUUGCAGUAUUUUUUGCAUUAUUAAUUCUCUUCAUUUUUAUUUUCAGCAUUCUUGGCAUGAAUCUUUUCGGAUGCAGAUUCUGUAAAAAAAUUGGAGAUGGAAGUAUGCAUUGCGAGAGGAAGAAUUUUGAUUCUCUUCUUUGGGCUAUUGUCACUGUUUUUCAGAUCUUGACUCAAGAAGAUUGGAAUGUAGUGUUAUUUAACGGCAUGGAAAAGACUUCACACUGGGCAGCCUUAUACUUUGUCGCUUUGAUGACGUUCGGCAAUUACGUUUUGUUCAAUUUAUUAGUAGCCAUUUUGGUUGAAGGAUUUUCUACCGAGGACGAUAAGAAAGCGGAAGAUACUGAUGAUCCUGAUUCCAAACAGAAUUCAAAUUGCAAAGACGAAGAUACGAAAUCUGUACAGUGGACAGAAAAAGACGAUGAUGAUCCGAAGGAUAAUAUAGAAAAAGAAACAAGGAUGAGAUCGCAGCCAACAGCCAAAGAGGCGGUGCAUUUUCCUCCCAUUAUCACUCAUACUGCAGCAACUCCUCAGGGCUCUCCAAAUGCUACUUUGGAACCUCUUGUCAGGGAGCUGAACAAUAAGUUGUCUCCACUGAUGGCUUUCAAUAUCAGCGCACCUUCAUUAGAAUCAAUCGAUAAGUCUUUGUCUCAAAGUCCGACAUCGUUUGCUAGUCCUCAAGAAUCUCCUUGUUUAUCUCGUACUGCUAGCAAGAGAAGUAAUCGGAGCAUCAAUUUAAAUAUCCCUGAUAAUUUGUCUCCGAGACAGGAGAGUUUAUCUCCAAUGUUUUGUCGUCGAUCUAGUUUGGAGCCUGGUUUUCUUAGUAGAAAGAAUUCUUUGAGUCAGUCGAGCAGUUGCAACAGUCCUUCGAGUCGACAUCGAGGUGGAAGUAUACGAAGUUGGAAAUCGAAAUGGAAAAAGAAGGGUGAUAAAGAAAAUUUAGUAGAUUUAGAUAGCGGUUCGUCUAGUGAUGGUGAAGAAACUGUCUUAAAUAAUAUGACUAGCAAUACCUCUCAUAGUUGCUCCAGUUCCGAUUAUCUUCAGUGUAAUGGUGGACUUACUACGUUAGUAGUGAAUACACCAAACAAUAAGAGACCCAUUCCAACUAAACAAAAUAGCAUAGGAACUCCAAGAAGCCUUAGUCCACAAAAUUCAAUUAAGAGAGAUUCUUCAAGUCCGUGUCACAGAGAUUCGCAGACAGGAUCUAUUAAUGUUUCCGCUAAUUUCGAUCAUUGUAGUCGCCAAAAUUCUUUAACCGCAUCCUCUCUAAAAGAUGAUUUCAAGCUAAAUAACUUGAAUGAGACGAUACAGGUUAAAGUCGAUAAUGGAAUUAAUGCAGAGAAGAUUGAGCUAAAGUUAUCUUGGUAUAUAGAACCACGAGGAUGUUUUAAAGAUAGAAAAGAUUACUCUUUAUUUAUUUUUCCUCGUUCUAAUAGAUUAAGAAAGGUCUGCAUUUUCCUAGCAGACAAUAAAAAAUUCGAUUAUGGUAUUUUAUUAUUUAUCGCAUUGAACUGUAUUAGUUUAGCUAUGGAAAGACCAACGAUUCCUCCUGAUAGUGUAGAGAGAGAAGUUUUAAAUGCUGCUAAUUAUGUUUUUACUUUUGUUUUUGCAGUAGAAAUGUUCAUAAAGGCGCUUAUGACCCUAUUUGUUCUUUCUUCCAAAGAUGGAUGGGUGAAUAUUAUGUAUACCGGCCUUGAUGCUGUCGAUGUAGACAUGCAACCAGUGGAAAAUCAUAGCGUUUGGAGACUUUUUUACUUCAUAUCAUUUCUUCUCCUUGUGGCCUUUUUCGUUCUCAACAUGUUUGUUGGGGUGGUAGUUGAGAACUUUCACAGAUGUCGUGAACAGCAAGAGAAGGAAGAGAAAGCGAGAAGAGCCGCUAAAAGAGCUAAAAAACUCGAAAAGAAACGAAAGAAAUUAAUGGAACCACCCUAUUAUAUCAAUUAUUCCAAACCAAGAUUAUUUACGCAUAGCAUUGUAACCAGCAAAUAUUUUGAUUUAGCUAUCGCAGCUGUUAUUGGAUUAAAUGUAGUCACUAUGGCUAUGGAAUUUUAUAUGAUGCCUAAAGAGCUUGUUUACGCUUUGAAGAUCUUCAACUAUUUUUUUACAGCUGUUUUUAUCCUGGAAGCUGUAAUGAAAGUCCUUGCAUUAGGUGUUGUUAAAUAUCUUAAAGAUAAAUGGAACCAGUUAGAUGUUAUAAUUGUUAUUUUAUCAAUUGUUGGAAUAACGUUAGAAGAGAUGGAAUCUGAUGUCAUGCCGAUUAAUCCAACUAUAAUGCGGGUUAUGAGAGUGUUAAGGAUAGCAAGAGUUUUGAAAUUGUUAAAAAUGGCCAAAGGCAUUAGAGCUUUAUUGGAUACCGUAAUGCAAGCCUUACCCCAAGUUGGAAAUCUGGGUCUGCUUUUCUUUCUCCUGUUUUUUAUUUUCGCUGCUCUUGGAGUUGAAUUGUUUGGUCGCUUAGAAUGUACAGAAGAGUUUCCUUGUGAGGGUCUCGGAGAACAUGCCCAUUUCAGAAACUUUGGUAUGGCAUUUCUCACCUUAUUUCGAGUCGCCACCGGCGACAACUGGAACGGAAUAAUGAAAGAUACUCUCCGAGAAUCGUGUGAUUCUUCGAGCGAUUGUGUUCGUAAUUGUUGUGUGUCUGCUUUCAUUGCACCGUUGUACUUCGUCGUGUUCGUGUUAAUGGCACAAUUUGUUUUGGUGAAUGUAGUUGUGGCAGUAUUGAUGAAGCAUUUGGAAGAAUCGCACAAACAUAUGGAAGACGAUUUAGAGAUGGAUGCGGAAAUUGAACAAGAGCUGGCAGCCGAACAAGAACAGAAACUCCGAGAAGUUGCUGCUGCCGAGAGUUUGUUGGAAGUGGUAAUUUUUUACUUGCCUAAUUUUAUUAAUCUUAAUAUAAUAAUUUAUUGCACGUUAUGUUAUGUAACAAAAUUAAUGGAACCACCCUAUUAUAUCAAUUAUUCCAAACCAAGAUUAUUUACGCAUAGCAUUGUAACCAGCAAAUAUUUUGAUUUAGCUAUCGCAGCUGUUAUUGGAUUAAAUGUAGUCACUAUGGCUAUGGAAUUUUAUAUGAUGCCUAAAGAGCUUGUUUACGCUUUGAAGAUCUUCAACUAUUUUUUUACAGCUGUUUUUAUCCUGGAAGCUGUAAUGAAAGUCCUUGCAUUAGGUGUUGUUAAAUAUCUUAAAGAUAAAUGGAACCAGUUAGAUGUUAUAAUUGUUAUUUUAUCAAUUGUUGGAAUAACGUUAGAAGAGAUGGAAUCUGAUGUCAUGCCGAUUAAUCCAACUAUAAUGCGGGUUAUGAGAGUGUUAAGGAUAGCAAGAGUUAGUAUAGAAUUGCCGGUUAUCAAUAUUGGUUUGGAGCAAAACGAAACACAAGAAGAUAAUUCAGUUACGGGAGAUGCCACAUCUAUCUUAAAUAUUAAUUUGAGGCAAGCAUCUCCAGACGAACCCAUUGAUAAAGUAGCCGUGGCCGACUUAUCUCCUAUUCCACUUCGGGUUGUGUCCGUCUACAAUGGAAUUCAGGAAGCAAAAGUUGCACCAUCGCAUUGUGUGACGAAAGAAACGGGUAGUUACUGUUCGCAGGAAGAGGGAAGUUCGAAAUUUCCUUCGACACAAAAUUCUGGAGAUUCGUCAUUCUUCGAAAUCGAAGUCGAUAAAGAAUCGCAAGUGUCAGGUUUCCAACUUGUAGAAUCAAAAAAUAAAGACAAUAAAGAGGACCAAAUUGAUUCUAGGAGAAUCCAGAGUAAUUUAGAAUCCUAUCCUCAAUCGGAUAGUAAAGAAGAACUUAUUCAUUUGUGUACUAGUAACAUUGAUAACAUAUCCGAAAAUGAAGAAUCAUCAGGAUUAUUUUCUCAAAGUAUUAAUCAAGAAUUUAGUUCAGAAAAUAGUGAGAAUCAACAGUCGAUGAUGUUAUGUCAUCAAAAAGUACAAGAUGUAAAACUUUAUAAUCAAAAUGGUGAUCAAAAUGAACCGUCAAGUUUGCAAAAUAGUGAUAAACAGCAAAUUACGUCGGUAUAUUCAUCAUUAGCUAAGAAGGACCAGGAUCUGUCAGCAGAUUGCUAUCGACUGAUCAAAACUGAUGAAGCAUCAAUGUGCUUGCCUCUCAGUCAAGAUUCAUUAACAUUCGAUAAAUCUGAAUACAAUAAAUUAUCAGAUAGUAUUAUUAGUGGUUCUAGUUGCGAUGGCAAAGAAUCAUCGUCCAAUUAUUCUUCCACAGUCCAUUCGUCUCCCGUCUGUCAUUCCACCCUAUCUCUCAUGAUAGACAGUUCUGAAGGCACUUCCAGUCCAGAAAAUGCAGAUGCUCAGGACAACAAUAGCAAUUCCAAUUUAGUAUCAUGAACUAAUAAUAAGACUUCACCAACUGAAGUACAACAUCUCGGGCAUGCUUCCGUAUUCUAUUAUGAAGCCCUUUAAGAAAGUAGACUGCACGACAGGCCCAAACAAUAUUGAAGUACCCAAAGGAUAAUAUGCUUCUUUCUAAACCUGUAUAUCUUAUGUUUUAAAUGUCUUUUAUCACCAAAUGACUAAGUUAUUUCUUCACAUCGUUAAUCUACACCGUCCCGUUUAGAAAGAAUCAUCAUCCUUUACUCUUCAACUGCUGUUAUGCCGUCAGUGCAAUGAAGAAGAAGAUAUAUUUAUUUUGUUUUCUACACCCAGACGACCUGUAGACAACCGUUGCCUUCCUUUCUAUGUAGAAAGGGAGUUCUAAACAUACUUUGUAAACAGAAAAUACGAAGCGAAUUAAAAAUAUACAAAAAUAAC